Molecule: messenger RNA, 423 nt
Organism: Fusarium verticillioides 7600
Lineage: Eukaryota; Fungi; Ascomycota; Sordariomycetes; Hypocreales; Nectriaceae
Exons: 2
Coding region: 1-423 (140 amino acids)
Molecular function (GO): zinc ion binding; oxidoreductase activity
Source: RefSeq, a predicted model, not a curated record
AUGAAGUCCGUCGUCUUCAAAGGGGUUAAGCAAGUUGCCUUUGAGGACCGGCCAAAACCUACUAUCCAAGGCCCCAAGGACAUCAUCGUCAAAGUGAAGUACACAGCUUUGUGCGGAAGCGAGCUUCAUGUCUUCCGCGGGCAUCAACCUUCCGGAACCGGCUUCAUCAUGGGCCAUGAAUUUACUGGCACUGUCGAUGAGGUUGGCUCUGCUAUUACCAAGCUUCAGCCUGGUGACGCGAUCGUUAGCCCCUUCACCGUGAGCUGCGGAGAGUGUUUCUUCUGCAAGCACGGAUUCUCGUCACGAUGUGACAAAAGCCUACUCUUCGGCACCGUUCCUCUUGAUGGAGCACAGGCUGAGUAUGUGAGAAUUCCGUAUGCUGAGAGUACUGUCGUAAGGCUCCCAAAGAGAUUGACGACUUGA